Molecule: messenger RNA, 606 nt
Organism: Diachasma alloeum
Lineage: Eukaryota; Metazoa; Arthropoda; Insecta; Hymenoptera; Braconidae
Exons: 1
Coding region: 1-606 (201 amino acids)
Source: RefSeq, a predicted model, not a curated record
AUGGUAACAACAGCAGCUGACAUCCAGACAACUCCCACUGUAACGACAGGAACGGCUACAAUGAGGCCCAAGCUCAUCGCAAGGCCGUUCGACGCGGACAAACCCGCGCUAUGGUUAGCGCAGCUGGAGACACAGUUCGCUGACCUGGGAUACGUCAGCGAGUCACAUAAGUACAACAAAACGGUACCGCUGAUCGACACUGCGUAUGCCACAGAAGUCGAACAUUUAAUUGUUUCCAGACCUGUAACAAAUCCAUACCAAACAUUAAAAAAUGAACUAAUCAGAUGUUUCACAAAAUCCAGGACUGCGAACAUCAUCCAAUUGUUCGGCAGGGAAAGCAUUGGGGAUCGAACCCCGUCGAAACACCUGAGACAUUUAAAAAGUCUUGUUCCAGGCAUUGACGACGAGGUCCUGAAAACGCGCUGGUUGUCUCAUCUCCCCGAGCAGACGCGAGCUACACUCGCCACCCAGGAGAACGCUUCCAUUGAUGAUCUCGCGAAGCUAGCAGACAGGGUGCACGAGGUAUUCAAUCCGAACAGCGUUGCAGCAAUUACCAGCUCGCCAGCUAACGCAGUCAACACGGCGCUCCUCGAGCGAAUUGAGUAG